Molecule: messenger RNA, 4117 nt
Organism: Saccostrea cuccullata (small rock oyster)
Lineage: Eukaryota; Metazoa; Mollusca; Bivalvia; Ostreida; Ostreidae
Product: helicase-like transcription factor
Exons: 23
Coding region: 24-2927 (967 amino acids)
Biological process (GO): DNA repair
Cellular component (GO): nucleus
Molecular function (GO): ATP-dependent chromatin remodeler activity; metal ion binding; ATP binding
Source: RefSeq, a predicted model, not a curated record
AAAUUUCAUUGGCUAUUAAUAAAAUGAACUAUCAAAUCAGAUCGUUUCUUAAGCGAAACAAAUCUGAAUUCAAAUUACUGCAUGCAAACCCGGCGAUUUCUGACUGUAGACUACCACCUCACACAAGAAAAGAAAAGACAAUGGAAGCAAUUAACACAUUCUCCCCAUCCUUUAACAAUUUAUGGAAUACAGAGGAGAGCUUAAAUCAGGAGGAAAUCCCGGACUCCGUCCUGUAUGGUACAAUAAGAGGACUGAUUGAAUCUACUCAUACCUUCCCUGGAAAGGUUGAGGCGAAUGAGGCAGUGAAUUUCAAGAGAGGUCAAAGAAUAAACUCUUUGCUGAUCGUCAAUCGUUAUGGCCAAGAAGUUGGGUAUCUUCAAUCCGAGUUGGAAGACAUUUUAACUAGACGAAUGGACCGACGGAUAAUUCAAUUUAAGGGCGUUACACCAUUUGCAAGUGACGGAUCUUCUAGAUAUCUGGCCAUUGAUGUUACCAUUUGGGGAGUGCAGAAUGAAAAAAAUCAAACUUUAUUAGAACUGUCUGGAUUGAAAACGCCGUUGAAUAUAAAUGUUAAUCCAACAGAAUCAGAAGAGGAUAUAAAAAAAUAUAUUUCAUACAAGUCAGAUCAACGGUACAUCACUUUCAACGGAAACCGAUUCGAAAAUCUGAAAGAGGAGGGGUUAGAAUUAGACAGAUUAUUUGAAGAUUUAAUAGAAGGGAAUAAAGAGGGCAUUGCAGAGCCCCCAAAGACAAUAUCAACACCCCUCCAUAUACAUCAGAAACAAGCUCUUUUUUGGAUGAAGGAAAGAGAAAGUGGGGAGCUGCUGCCGCCAUUUUGGGAAUACAGAGAUGGCGCUUACUUCAAUCACGUGACGUUACGCCAAGAAGUCUCCAGACCACCGAGUGUUCGGGGCGGGAUUUUGGCUGAUGACAUGGGUUUGGGGAAAACUCUGACGAUGAUUGCUCUUAUUAUGGCGGACAGAGAAGAAAGCCAAGAGGAAGUGGGGAAUGAUGAAGAAAAGAUGGAUACGGAAGACGGAGAAUCCAGCAACAAUAGCCAGGAAGAUUCAGAUGUCAUUUUGAUUGAGGAAGGAAGCCAUCCGCCUGUGAUUCUCAUAGAUUCGGAUGAAUCAGACGAUGAACUUUCAGAGAUGAUCUUGAUAGAUUUUGAUGAUUCUGACGAUGACUCUACAGAGGUGAUUAUUUUAGACUCUGACGAAGACGACGGAUCAGAGAAAGACGUCGAUGAUGAGAUAAUAGAAGUAGAUGAUCAAAACUAUUUUCAUCAGACAGAUGAUCCAGAGAAUGAAGAUUAUACUGGACAUGAUACACGUCACUAUCCAACCUUAAUUAUCGCACCACUGUCCAUCUUAAGUGUGUGGCAGGCUCAACUACGAGAACAUGUACAUAACCAAUAUCAUCCAAAGAUAUUUUUAUUUCACCAUGAUAACGGAAAUCGUUAUAACAGCGCUCUGAGUGAACAAGACAUCGUAUUAACAACAUACGGUACUACGCUAAGUGACUUUAAUGGCGUACAAGCAUUGCAAGGAGUUAACUGGUUUAGAAUAGUACUGGAUGAAGGCCACAAAAUAAAAAAUCCUAAUGCUGGGUGCAGUCAGGCCAUCUGUAAUCUUCGGUCCGAAAGAAAAUGGAUCAUUUCAGGGACUCCCAUCCAAAACAAGAUUGAUGAUUUGUUUUCUAUGAUUACUUUCCUGAAUAUCGACACAUUUAACGACUACGAGAAUUGGUCACGAAUUAUAGAAACACCACUGAAGUCUGGUGAUGUUAGCGCGAAAAGACGAUUAUACAAGCUGAUGAGUUCUAUUGCUCUCAGAAGAACUAAAGGAACAAAAAUAGAUGGAAAAAGACUUGUAGACUUACCAGAGAAAACCGUGCAAAUUAAAUAUAUUGAGUUCUCCAAAUGGGAAAAGGACAUUUACGAUAGGAAGUAUCAGUAUUAUAGAGAAUGUAUUUAUAGGUUUAUAGAGAGAAGAAAAGCACCAGAGGAGUACCGUAAAGUGUGUUGUGCUCUUCUUCGACUUCGCCAGCUUUGUUGCCAUCCGUCUCUCUUUAACUAUCAUUUUGAAGAUUUCAGUGAAAAUGGUAUUACAGCUGACAAUAUUGUAGUGGAUGAACAUCAAAACACAAAGCGUCUUAUGUCAUUUCUUCGGUUUCCUUUAAAUGAAUGCAGUAUUUGUCUCCAAACUCCCGACUCUCCGAUAAUAACUAAUUGCAAACAUGUGUUUUGUAAAGUUUGCAUUUUACAACAUAUGUCUCAGAGUGGACCAUCAUUAUGCCCAAACUGUAGGAAACCGAUACAUAGAAAGUCAUUCUAUGAAAUACCACCCGACGAAAUUAACCUGCGGCUGACAAAACCCGAACUAGACACAUGGGUUGCAAGUGCAAAGACCAUGGCAUUGCUAUACGAUCUGAUUAGGCUGCGGGAGAAUGAUCCUAAAGAAAAGGCCUUGGUUGUGUCAGAGUAUACAAAACUCCUGGAUCUUCUGGAACCGCCUUUGAGAAAUUUGAAUUUCAACUUUGUUCGUUUUGAUGGAACAAUGACACAGAGGGCGAGAACAAAAGUUAUCAAUGAAUUUUCAAGCCGAGAGGAAAACUCACCAACUGUGAUGUUGCUGUCUUUGAGAGCCGGCGGAGAGGGCAUCAGUCUUGUAGCUGCAGCACGAAUCUUUCUUCUUACACCACACUGGAAUCCGGCUACUGAGGACCAGUGCUUUGACAGGUGUCACAGACUCGGUCAAACCAAUGACGUCAUAAUCACUAAGUAUGUAGUUAAAAAUACAAUAGAGGAAAGGAUAUUAAACCUUCAAGAACAGAAGAAGAAGUUAAUGGACUGUGCAUUUAACUACAACAAAAAGAAAACAGAAAAGCCAGGAAUCAAUGAGAUCAGGGCUCUUUUAGAUGUAUAAAGAGGAGUUAUCGCCCGUGUUUUUGUACCGAGACAGGCAGCAGUAUCAGUUCACAUGACUUUUAAGACACAAUCAUGCCAUUUCGUACUAGGAUUCACAUAAUCAAUUCAAAAUUGAUUCCGACACAAAUCUUAUUCCCAUGGUAUACUAGUAUAACAGCUUUCUACAAUUCAUUUGGACUCGCAAAUGUAUAAAUGUGAAAACCAAAUAUAGUUACACACAAAAUUUAUUUUUUCAAAAACAUUCAAUGAUGAAAAAUUAUGAACACAAAUCAAGAGUUGUAAUGACCUAAAUUAUAUUUAAAAAGUACAAGCCACCUUAAUUAUAGUGUUUCUGUCACAAAAACAUAUGGAAUUUCCCAUUACAUCUGAAUAAUAUUGUGCAUUUUUCAUGAUAUCUUUUAAUGUUUUUUAAUGAAUAAAAUCCAGAUAAAUGAGAUUAUGAAGUGGAUCUAGAAUGAAAAACAAAAAUAAUUAAUGGUUGUUCCAACAGCUUUAUAAUUUAGAAUGUAGGGAUAUCAAUCUUCUUGUAGUGUAAUUUCUUUUGGAAUCAAAUGUAGACUUAGGUGACAUUGUUCUACUCGAGAUAUUCUAUGUCCUUUGUAACUGAAUAAAUGUAAACUUAUGUGACAUUAAUUUCCUUGUAAUAUAUACUCUGUCUUUUGGAACCAAUGUAAAAUAUUCUGAAACAAAACAAAAAGAAAUUAGCAUAAAAUGUUGCCAAGAAUUAUGUGUUCUUUCUUUAUUAUGUUAUUUUCAUACUUGCACGCUAACAAUGGAAUAUAUGGAGAUAACAAACAAUAUUCAGAUAUUCACAUUUAAUUUAAAUACUUUAGGAAUGAAGUUUAUUGUGACUUCCAUAUAUCUGAAUACUCUUUAGUUUCACAAACUCUUCUAAUCGUAAAACACAAAUUCUUCUGUUUCUAAAUUCUGUUUUGCUAAAAUUCAUCAAGAUAUUUCAUUUCUGCCAAUUGAAGUGUAAUGAUUUCGUGGUAUUUUGUGACCUAUACUUACAUAAGUAAAAGGAGACCAAUAACGUUAUAUCCCGCCAUGACCCAGAAAGCGAAUCCAGGGAGAAAACUGACCGUCUCUGAGUAGAUGGCCCCGCCCACCACCGACCCCACCAUAAAACAGAUGUUCUCAAACAAUGCAAUACCUCCAAACAUUGAACCUGUUGGGAAAAAUAAAAUA